This is a messenger RNA of Vidua macroura (Pin-tailed whydah), 1220 nucleotides long. It is a transcript of the gene LRRC20, whose product is annotated as leucine rich repeat containing 20. Bases 176 to 715 code for a protein of 179 amino acids. The transcript is spliced from 5 exons. Lineage: Eukaryota; Metazoa; Chordata; Aves; Passeriformes; Viduidae. Gene Ontology annotation, molecular function: protein binding. The record is from RefSeq and is a predicted model, not a curated record.
CGCGUGUGCGUCGAGGAGAGCGGGCGGCAGGCGCUACGUAUCACCGACAUACAGACGGGAUAUAGGCGCGUAUCCCUCUCCCAGAGGCCGGAGUGGCUGGUUUCUCCCUCCAGCCCUGGAUCCCCCAGUCCGAAGCGCAUUCCCGGCGGGACCGGCCGCCCGCCUGCACAAGAGGAUGGGCGAGGCGGUCGCCCGGGUGGCCAGGAAGGUGAACGAGACGGUGGAGAACAAAACGGAUUCCCUGGAUCUGGCCAACUGCAAACUGAUGACCUUCCCUGUUGGAAUCUACAAAGCCGUGAGGAGCGUCACCGAGGGGAUCCAUCGCAUCUCCCUGGCCAACAAUGAGCUCAAGUCCAUCACCAGCCGAUUCGUCACCACCUUCAGCCAGCUGAGAGAGCUCAACCUGGCAGGCAAUUACCUGCACCGCCUGCCCGAGGAAAUCACCUCCCUGCUGCACCUCCGGGCCAUCGACCUCUCCCGCAACAGGUUCCGGCGCUUCCCGGAGCCCCUGGCCACCGUCCCCGCCCUGGAGACCAUCGACCUGGAAGAGAACGAGAUCGCAGAGGUGCCGACGGAUAAAUUGGCGUCCAUGGCAUUGCUGCGCAGCCUCAACCUGCGGGCGAACCCCGUCGGCCCCGAGGUGCGGCUGCUGGUCCGGCCCCUGGUUCCCUUCGACCUGCUGCUGUCUCCAGAGGAGCCCAUCCCUAAAGCCUGACAGGAUCCCGGGGUGCCCGAGCUGUCCCGAGGGGUGACUGCCCACCAGAGUGGUUUGCCUUAGGUCAGUCCCUGCCACGCCCCCGUUUCUGCCCCAAAGCUGCAAGCCAGAGGGUCCCAAAGCCGAGCGAGUGCCUCGUUUUCCCUAAAUUAGAAGCAAGCAGGGGGCUCCCCCGUGAAGGGAUGGCUCUGCCAAAUCCCAAGCCAGGCAAUCUUCUGCUUAUGCGUUUUGGGGGUGCAGAGGAGCUGCAACACAUGUGGUGGGAGGUUUGGGUGGAGCUGGGGGGAAUCGGGAUGUUCAGCCUCCCACCCGGGCAGUGACGGGGAGCAGUGGGAUGGUGGAGGACAUCCCUGCAGCUGUAAGGGUUCUCCCUGGAAUUGCUCACAAAGUGGUGGUGUGCCAAGUGCCUGAUUAAAUGCUUUCCUGUUACAUCGGGGGCUUUGUAUCUGAUUAAAUUCGAAUUACCAGUCUUGUCCUUAGAGAACUCCCUUCGUUCAGUUGCUCA